GUGUUCAAUGGAGUGGAAGACAUGGAUGGAUCAACUGGUUAUUGGGGGAUUUAAAGCACCUUGUUUUUUUUUCCAGCGUUAGUCUUGUUUGAUAUCAUUAUCCCUACUUGGCUCAUUGUUGGAUUAUUGGUUUCUUUUUGAGAAAACAGACCAAGUUGGCUGCUACUUCUAGUUCUUCUUCUGCAGGAGCAUCAUUGUUAGCUUGUCCACAGGUCGGGGUUGUUUUAGUUUAGGCUACCAUGAGCUCUGCUGUCUCUAGCAUAGGAAUUGACCAGCUCGAGAUCAGGAUUGAGUCCUUGAGCAGCAAAAUGGACCGGCUCAUAAGUAUUCAGGAAAAAGUGCUCAGCCGGCUUAAUGGCAUGUCUCAGGACAUUGAUGAAAUUGAGAAAGAUGUAGAAACUCUGAAAGUGGAAAAGGAGGAGAUCCAUUUACCUCCAGUCAUCCGUACAGGACCAGCCCAUGAGAUGAAGGAAAUGUGCCAAGAAAUGAACAGCAUCAUGUUGGCAGUAAAUCAGCGCUCUGAACAGCAAACCCAGAAGCUGGAGGGAAUGGAGAGUCUGGUGAUGAGCAUUCAGCAAGUGGUCAGCUUUAUAGGAGAAACUGUGAAAACUUCCAAAAUCAUGGAUAUUAUGUUCAAAGGGCCAGCUGCUCGAAAGAGCAAACUGGCUUCAGCACUCAGGUCCAAGGAUAGUAAAAGCAAACAGAGUACCAAAAGGCAGGCCUCAAAUAAUGGUGAGCCUGUCAAUACUAAGCUAAAUGAUCAUAAAAGUAAAGAUGGGAAGUUUCAUCUUAGCAUCAAAGGCCUCAAAGCACAGAAGAAGAAGAAACCACCUGAUUCAGCAGUCUCUUUGAGGAAACAGGCAUUGUUGCUUGAGGAAGUUCAGAAACUAAACCAAGAGAAUGCAGAAUGCUCUGAAGGGUCCCAGCAUCUUGAAGCUGGUGUGCAGAAAUCAGACAAUGGUCUGCUUACUCCAAUCCAACAGGACCUCAUGCUGGAGGAGACCAAGGCCCCUGCACCUGAGGAAGAGACAUACUCAGAAGAACAGAAGGAGGUCACUAUGGAACUGAAAGAAGAGGAGAGGAAAGGUACAGAACAAAAGACAGAGGAGAUCCAAAGUGAAACACCACAAUCAUUGGAAGGAGAGGGUAAGGAGAGGCCACAAAAAAUACAUUCAUACAUUCUCAAAGAUCAGGAGGUAGAAGACAAAGAAGAUCAAAAGGCUGAUGAGGGUCCUUCAGAAAACAACAUUACCAACACAGAACACCCUACACCUCCUGAAAACUCACUGCAAAGCAGUGAGUGUGAGCAAGUGGAUGAGGUGACUACGAGCAGCAAACGGCGUGUAACAGAGGAAGAUCUAGGGUUGGAGGACCACAAGAAGAGCAGGGUGGAGGAAGGUCAAGAAGAGGCCAAGCAGGAGCCAGAGGAACCUGAAGACCUGUGUGGUGUUUUCAAAGCUGAGGGUGUGGAAAUUGAGUUGGACUUCAGUAAAAUUAAGAAGGACUGCUACGAGGAUGAAGAUGAAGAUAACAGUGAGCACUUCUUCAUUGACUGUACCCCACCUCCAUCAGCACCCUUCAGCCACCGCAUUGUGUCCUCCAAGCCCAACCAGAUAAACAAUUUCUACACUAUCAACCGACAGGAGAUUCUUGGAGGAGGUCGAUUUGGUCAGGUUCAUAAAUGCAUUGAAAAUUCUUCUGGACUCACUUUGGCGGCAAAGAUAAUCAAAGCUAGAUGUCAAAAAGAAAAGGAGGUGGUGAAGAAUGAGAUUCAGGUUAUGAAUCAGCUCGACCACGCCAACUUGAUUCAGCUCUACGCCGCAUAUGAGUCCAGGAAUGACAUUAUCCUUGUACUUGAAUAUGUUGAUGGAGGAGAACUGUUUGACAGGAUCAUUGAUGAGAAUUACACACUGACGGAGCUGGACACAGUGAUGUUCAUCAGACAGAUCUGUGAGGGCUUACGGUACAUGCACAAAAUGUACAUCCUCCAUCUGGACCUAAAGCCAGAGAACAUUCUUUGUGUCAGCAGAUUAACAAAUAAAAUCAAGAUCAUUGACUUUGGACUUGCAAGAAAGUACCAGCCCAGAGAGAAGUUACGAGUGAAUUUUGGUACGCCAGAGUUUCUUGCCCCAGAGGUGAUCAACUAUGAUUUUGUAUCGUUCAACACUGAUAUGUGGAGCCUGGGCGUUAUCACGUACAUGCUGCUCAGUGGUCUGUCACCGUUCCUUGGGGAUGAUGACAAUCAGACGCUAAAUAAUAUCUUGGUCUGUCAGUGGAACUUUGAGGAGGAUGAAUUCACAGACAUCUCAGAAGAAGCCAAGGAUUUUAUUUCCAAACUGCUCAUUAUAGAUAAGAGUUGGAGGAUAGGAGCAUCGGAAGCAUUGAGGCAUCCCUGGCUAUCAGAUCCGACCGUUCACUUCCGCCUGCACGAGAAGAAAAAUAUGUGCCGUUCACGCAGAAAUUCUUGUGUGCCUCCACCAGAGAGUUAAUAGGGACCAAGACUGCUGUGCGACCAUGAGGAUUAUUGGACAUUAUACAGAACUGUGUAGAGACAGAGAUGAUCAGAGCAAAUGUGUACUUGCCCUUUGCAUAAACCUGUUGUUGGCAUUUCUUAAUUUACAAUUGCAUGUUAUUUAAAAAAGCUAAGCUAGAAAUUAUGUGUAGGUAUGUGAUGUAAUUUUGCUAGUCUUCAUCAGGCUUCAUAACUUGUAAGAUAUUUUUAAAUGUUUUAAAAAGCAAAUUUCGUCUGUUGUUAUGAUGUGUUGGGCAGGUCAUUUUAAUAGCCAACAAAGCAAAUACAUAACAGCACUCAUUAUAUUAUUAUAAAAAUAGUAUCGUUAAAUUAUAGUAAUAUUAAAUUAUCUAUACAUACCUAAGAAAAUAAAAGAAUGUAGUACUGUAAAAAAGAAACAUAUUUGGACCUCAAAUGAAUAUAAAUCAAAAAAUACAUAUUUGAUAAAGCACAGAUAAUACUAAAUAGGAAUGUCUCAGGGGCUUUUAGCGGUUGUGAAUGCAAGUUCACCAAAAUGAAGUUGUCAGUUAUGAUAUUUUGAAAGUUUAUCUGACUAUAUGAAUUGAUGUCACAUUUAAAAGCAUAAUGUACAUGUAAAUUCUCUAAUCAUAACAGUUUGUCUCGCACAGAAAAUGAACAAAUAGUUGGACAGUUUUUCACUCUUUGACAGAUCUCCGUCACAUUAUGAUUUUCAAGCCUCCUCAAUGUUAUGCUGAUUAUUGAUUAUGCUUAUGCAGUAUAUACCUGGAACAUGAGGAAAUAUGAAAGAUUAUUUUAGAUUAGCACAACCUGACUGAAUGUUGACUGAAUAUUGUUAAUAUAUAUAUUGUUUAGGUUUUUCAUCUUUUAAAGGAAUCCAAAUGGAUUUAGACUGUGGUUUAAAACAAGAAAAUUAUGUUGUUAAUGCUAAGAUAUAUAAUUAUUUAAAUUUUGUUUUUUAAUUUUGAGUAUGUUGAGCACUUUAGGACAGUUAUUUUUUUAAAUAAUAUGUAAACGUUCUUAAUAGAUUGAAAAAGUGCAGUUUUAGAACUGUGUUUUAUAUGUCUACAAUGUCUUUUCAUGUACACAUGAAUAAAAAUAGUACCAUAUAUUAAAACAAAUAUAUAUACAGUACACACACACACACAUAUAUAUAUAUAUAUAUAUAUGUCUUACCUCUCUCUUACUUGAUUUAAAUGUAUUAAUAUAAAUUUAUAUAUUCAAAAUAUAUAGUUUUUAACCAGAUUCAGUUGGUCUUGUAAAUAAAACAUGAUAUAAAGCCUACAUUUCAGAUUUAAAGUAUUAUGUUUACACUGUGAUUUGUGAUAUUAUUAUUUUCAGUGAAGUAAAUCAACAGUAAUUCA
Molecule: messenger RNA, 3855 nt
Organism: Myxocyprinus asiaticus (Chinese sucker)
Lineage: Eukaryota; Metazoa; Chordata; Actinopteri; Cypriniformes; Catostomidae
Product: myosin light chain kinase 2, skeletal/cardiac muscle-like
Exons: 14
Coding region: 240-2489 (749 amino acids)
Biological process (GO): intracellular signal transduction; positive regulation of apoptotic process; protein phosphorylation
Cellular component (GO): cytoplasm; nucleus
Molecular function (GO): protein serine/threonine kinase activity; ATP binding
Source: RefSeq, a predicted model, not a curated record